Orcinus orca (killer whale) is the source of this 1601-nucleotide messenger RNA. It is a transcript of the gene ACTR10, whose product is annotated as actin related protein 10. The transcript has 13 exons. The record is from RefSeq and is a predicted model, not a curated record. Gene Ontology annotation, biological process: retrograde axonal transport of mitochondrion. Bases 118 to 1371 code for a protein of 417 amino acids. NCBI's taxonomy places the organism in Eukaryota, Metazoa, Chordata, Mammalia, Artiodactyla, Delphinidae.
GGCCCCCGCCGUCGCCACCACCUGCGCGCCGUCGCCCCAGCCCCGCCCCCGAGAGCCGAGAGCUGUCGGCAGCCGAGGUCUGGCAGCGCUCGUCUCCUUGCCGGCUUGUUUACUACCAUGCCGCUGUACGAGGGCCUGGGGAGCGGCGGAGAGAAAACGGCGGUCGUGAUAGACCUGGGAGAGUCUUUUACCAAAUGUGGAUUUGCUGGAGAAACUGGUCCAAGAUGCAUAAUUCCUAGUGUGAUAAAAAAAGCUGGCAUGCCUAAGCCUAUCAAAGUUGUACAAUAUAAUAUCAAUACAGAAGAAUUAUAUUCCUACCUAAAGGAAUUCAUCCACAUACUGUAUUUCAGGCAUCUAUUGGUGAAUCCCAGAGACCGCAGAGUUGUGGUUAUUGAGUCGGUAUUAUGUCCUUCCCACUUCAGAGAGACACUCACUCGUGUUCUUUUCAAGUAUUUUGAGGUUCCAUCUGUCUUGCUUGCUCCAAGUCAUCUAAUGGCUCUUCUUACACUUGGGAUAAACUCUGCCAUGGUCCUGGAUUGUGGAUAUAGGGAAAGCCUGGUGUUACCUAUAUAUGAAGGAAUCCCAGUACUGAAUUGUUGGGGAGCACUCCCCCUAGGAGGAAAAGCUCUUCACAAGGAGUUGGAAACUCAACUAUUGGAACAAUGUACUGUUGACACAGGUGCUGCUAAAGAACAGAGCCUUCCCUCUGUGAUGGGUUCAAUUCCAGAAGGUAUCUUGGAGGACAUUAAAGUGCGCACUUGCUUUGUUAGUGAUCUGAAGCGUGGACUAAAAAUCCAAGCAGCAAAAUUUAAUAUUGAUGGGAAUACUGAGCGUCCCUCACCACCUCCAAAUGUUGACUACCCAUUAGAUGGAGAGAAGAUUUUACAUGUCCUUGGAUCAAUCAGAGAUUCGGUUGUGGAAAUCCUUUUUGAGCAAGAUAAUGAAGAGAAAUCAGUUGCCACUUUAAUACUGGAUUCCCUUAUGCAGUGCCCAAUAGACACUAGGAAGCAACUAGCAGAGAACUUGGUAGUCAUAGGUGGCACGUCUAUGUUGCCAGGAUUCCUCCACAGACUACUUGCAGAAAUAAGGUAUUUGGUAGAAAAACCAAAAUAUAAAAAAAUACUUGGCACCAAGACAUUCCGAAUUCAUACUCCACCUGCAAAGGCUAAUUGUGUAGCCUGGUUGGGAGGAGCUAUUUUUGGAGCACUGCAAGACAUACUUGGGAGCCGUUCAGUCUCAAAGGAAUAUUAUAACCAGACAGGCCGUAUACCUGAUUGGUGUUCUCUUAAUAACCCACCUUUGGAAAUGAUGUUUGAUGUCGGGAAGGCUCAACCACCUCUGAUGAAGAGAGCAUUUUCCACUGAGAAAUGAAAGUUUGAUUAAAAUUCAGCUUUGCUUCUUUUCAAAUAUCAAUUACAAGCAAACUGUACAAAGUAUAUAGGGUGGUGUUAGAGAUGACUUUAGUAGAAGUGCAAGCGUUUCUGUAAUUAUACUUCACAUUAGUAUUUAAUCAUUUUGCCUUUGGUGUAAUGGUAGAAUGGUAGCUGAUGCUUAUUGAAAUUAGUUGUAUUUAUAUCAAUAAAAUAUAGUAAAGCAGUUAA